This is a messenger RNA of Eutrema salsugineum, 3006 nucleotides long. RefSeq lists its product as uncharacterized. Gene Ontology annotation, biological process: DNA integration. Gene Ontology annotation, molecular function: nucleic acid binding; RNA-DNA hybrid ribonuclease activity. NCBI's taxonomy places the organism in Eukaryota, Viridiplantae, Streptophyta, Magnoliopsida, Brassicales, Brassicaceae. The record is from RefSeq and is a predicted model, not a curated record.
AUGGCAGCAGGAGAGCUCCAAAACACGGUCAACCUCAAAGACCUCGUCCCUAACGAACAACAAGAGAGAGCUGAGCCGAGCGGCACGGCGGAACCCGCAAAUCCUCCCAGACGAGGUGAUAACUCCAAGCGUGACAGGAGAGGCGAACCUGAAGAGCGACCCGAGCCGAGCCAAAGGAUCAAUAUGAUCAUGGGUGGAUCCCAGUACUACCAAGAUACCGUAUCCUCCAUCAAAGCCUAUCAGCGUCGAGCCGAGGCAAAAGAGAAUUGGACAGAACCAACCGACGUCCCAAACACAGUGAUCUCCUUCGCCGAGGAGGAAACGGCAGGAAUCGAUCGACCCCACAACGAUCCGUUGGUGAUCGAGUUAACAAUCAGGGAUCAUGACGUAGUAAGGGUGCUCAUCGACACUGGAAGCUCGGUAAACGUCAUCUUCAGAGAAACGCUCCGAAGAAUGGGAAUCGACCUCUCCGAGCCACUGAGAAGCAAGCUCCUUUCCUUCCUCAAGGAGAACAUCAACAUCUUUGCCUGGACAGCGGAGGAUAUACCAGGCAUAAGCAUCAACGUAACCUGUCACGAGCUGAAUGUGGAUCCGACCUUUAAACCGGUCACAAAAAGAAGGAAGCUCGGCCCCGAACGAGCUAAAGCAGUGAACGACGAAGUCGAGAGGUUACUCAAAGUGUGCCCAAAAGACAGCUUUCCUUUGCCGUACAUCGACCGGCUCGUCGAAGCCACUGCAGGAAACAGGUUGUUAACGUUUAUGGACGUUUUCUCUGGCUACAAUCAAAUUCUGAUGCACCCUGAUGAUAGGGAAAAAACGGCGUUCAUAACCGAUCGCGGGAUAUACUACUACAAAGUCAUGCCGUUCGGGCUCAAGAACGCAGGAGCAACGUAUCAACGGCUCGUCAAUAAAAUGUUCGCGGCUCAGCUCGGAAAAACCAUGGAAGUGUACAUCGAUGACAUGUUAGUUAAAUCACUCAAAGAGGAAGACCACGUCGCGCAUCUACGGGAAUGCUUCGAACAAUUGAACAAGCACGACAUGAAACUAAACCCGGCGAAGUGCAGGUUUGCGGUCACCUCGGGAGAAUUGCUCGGGUUUAUUUCCCGCUCCACAGACAAGUGCCUGUCCUUCUACGAUACCCUCCGAGGAAACAAGAAAUUUGAGUGGGACGAACGGUGCGAGACGGCUUUCCAGGAAUUGAAGAGUUAUCUGGCGAGCCCACCGAUCUUAGCAAAAUCAGUCGAAGGAGAGCCGCUCUUCCUCUACAUCGCAGUGUCUGCUACAGCUGUAAGCGGAGUGCUUAUCAGAGAAGAACGGUCCGAGCAAAAACCCAUUUUCUACAUCAGCCAAACACUGACCGACGCCGAGACUCGCUACCCCCAGAUCGAGAAGGUCGCCCUAGCCGUCGUAGUCUCGACUCGCAAACUGCGCCCGUACUUUCAAUCACAUUCGAUUGUUGUACUCGCUACGCUUCCGCUACGCUCAAUCCUACACAGCCCUAGCCAAUCCGGUCGACUCGCCAAGUGGGCGAUAGAGCUAAGCGAAUACGACAUCGAGUAUCAGAAUAGGUCGUCUGCAAAGUCACAGGUGCUCGCAGAUUUCCUCAUUGAACUUCCCGCCGAACUCGUAGCAUGUCAAUUCAACGGAGAAUACGAGGCGAAGGAUGGACGAAUGGGAGCUUACCUCAGAGUGGUCCGAGAGUUGGUACAAAAAUUUGAUGAGUUCGAACUCACGCGCAUUCCCCGAGGAGAAAACACCUCGGCCGACGCCUUGGCAGCACUCGCCUCGACCUCGGACCCAGACCUCCGACGAACGAUCCCAGUUGAAUUCAUCGAACGUCCUAGCAUUGAAAAGGUGGAAGGAGUUCGGUUGAUAAAUCCUCCCGAACAAGAACCAGAGGACGAUGAAGCCAUUCCUAUGGACGAAGAAUGGCUCGGAACUAUCCGAGUGUAUAUCGCCGAUGGAGAGUUGCCAAUCGACAAAUGGGAAGCCCGCAAACUAAAAGCUCAGGCCGCACGAUAUGUCCUCGUCGAUGGCGAGGUGUUUAAAUGGAGAUUUUCAGGACCUCUCAUGACAUGCGUCGAAGGACCGGAGGCAAGAAAGAUCAUGCACGAGGUGCACAGCGGCGCGUGCGGGAACCACUCUAGCGGAAGGUCUCUCGCUAUCAAGAUAAAACGGCACGGCUAUUUCUGGCCCACGAUGGUCAAGGACAGCGAGAAAUUUACGGCAAAGUGCGAAAAAUGUCAGCGGCACGCUCCAACAAUUCAUCAACCUACCGAGUUACUCUCGUCAAUUUCGUCACCUUAUCCGUUCAUGAGAUGGUCGAUGGACAUCGUCGGACCUCUACAUCGCUCGAAGCAGAAGCGUUUUCUGCUCGUCCUCACGGAUUACUUCUCCAAGUGGGUCGAGGCCGACUCUUACGCAAGCAUAAAGGAUGUUCAAGUCGAACACUUCAUCUGGAAAAAUAUCAUAUGCCGCCCCGGGGUCCCUUACGAGAUAGUCACCGACAACGGAUCCCAGUUCAUCUCAACACGCUUCGAAGCCUUCUGCGAAAAGUGGAAAAUCCGCCUCAGCAAAUCUACGCCAAGAUACCCUCAAGGGAACGCGGAAUGCGUAAUUCCCCCCGAAGUGGAUUUCCCAGGUAUCCGACGAAAACUUCUACCAGGACAGGAGGGCUUGAACCACUUAAUGAUGCUAGAUGAGCUCGACCUAAUCAACGAGAAGCGCGAUCAAGCCUUAAUUCGAAUCCAGAACUAUCAACAAGCGACGGCGAGAUACUACAACAAAAACGUUCGAAGUCGAAGAUUUAAAACAGGGGAGCUCGUCCUCCAAAAGGUCUUCCAAAACACUGCCGAGAAGAACGCAGGAAAGCUCGGAGCAAAUUGGGAAGGUCCUUACAAGGUUACAAAAGUGGUUCGUCCAGGAGUCUACGAACUCGCGACACUAGCUGACGAGGCGUUCCCAAGAUCGUGGAAUGCAAUGCAUCUGAAAAAAUACUAUCACUAA